GCAUCAUCAAUCUGAAAGAGAAACUUGGCAAAGAAGCUCAAGGAAACCGACUAGUAUCGGUUUAUCUACAGGCACAGCGCACAACUGCCGCUGAACUUGCCCUUAUCAAUGCGUCGGUUUCUGAUGAGGAUCUUAUUCUUCAUAUUCUUCGUGGCCUUCGCGAGGAAUACGGCCACCUCUCAGCUGCCAUUCGAGCCAGGGACACUCCCAUUGCUAUUGAAGCUUCAUGAUCGGCUUGUGGACUUUGAAGCUGAUCUGGUCACUAUACGGCCUCCCAACCAGGCCCCUACUACAACCUUUUCUUCUGCUCGGGGUCGUAGUUAUGGCCGCUCACCUGGUGUCGCUCGCCGCAACUCCCCAAACUAUUCGUCCUAUGGUUCUGAUGCCUACCUUCCUCGCGAUGACAGCCCUCGCCAUUCGUGCGGUGCUCAAUCCCAUCGUGCAUCUGCCGGUUAUAUGCCUGGUUCUGCUGCUCCGUCCCUCAUUGGCAGGCCCCGCCUUCAAUGUCAAUUCUGUGAUUGACCCGAUCACUCCGCGAAAGACUGCUACCGCAUCCGCGGGCGCCCCCAAGCUCGUCAUACUACUGGCUCUUCUUCAUCAUCCGGGUGGUUGGUCGAUUCUGCUGCUACAAAUCACAUGACCCCCGAUCUUGGUAAUCUCUCUCUAUAUACCAAUUACAAUGGUCCAGAUGAAGUCCUCAUCGCGAUGGGUCAGGUCUGAUUAUUACCCAUGUUGGCAACUCUCAUUUAUCAUCUCCUAUGACACGUUUGCAUCUUCAUAAUGUUUUACGUGUGCCUGCUAUCAAGCGUCGUCUCCUUUCUGUUGCCCAACUGUGUAAGUCUAACCCGGUGUCUGUGGAAUUCUUUUCUGAUUUUUUUUUUGUGAAGGAUCUAGCCACGGGGGCGCACCUACUACGAGGCCAGAAUAGAGGUGAUGUUUAUGAGCUGCCCGCAGAUUCUCCUCCCGUUCGUCUUCCCUUAACCACUACUACCCGGCUCUCUUCUACGAUCUGGCACAACCGGUUGGGACAUCCCCAUGCCAAGCUCCUUUCUCGCGUACUGCGUAAUCAGUCUCUUCCAGUUAUUUCUCCCACAUGUUCUUCUUUGUGUGACUCUUGUUCUCUUCAUAAAAGGCGAAAACUACC
Messenger RNA from Linum trigynum, 1144 nucleotides. The record is from the annotation of a GenBank genome assembly. NCBI's taxonomy places the organism in Eukaryota, Viridiplantae, Streptophyta, Magnoliopsida, Malpighiales, Linaceae.